Molecule: messenger RNA, 3936 nt
Organism: Vidua macroura (Pin-tailed whydah)
Lineage: Eukaryota; Metazoa; Chordata; Aves; Passeriformes; Viduidae
Gene: F13A1
Product: coagulation factor XIII A chain
Exons: 15
Coding region: 377-2593 (738 amino acids)
Biological process (GO): peptide cross-linking; blood coagulation, fibrin clot formation
Molecular function (GO): protein-glutamine gamma-glutamyltransferase activity
Source: RefSeq, a predicted model, not a curated record
CACACAGUCUCCAGUUAGCUUAGAGCUUGAUGAAACUGAAGAAAGUUGAUACGAUGCUAAAAAGCUCCCACAAGGUGCAGCCCCAGACCUGUCAGGUGAUGCACAUUUCAUCAUGGGCAAAAGCUGAAGGUCAUUUGACCCAAAUACAGCUGUGUAGUGCAAAACACCUUCAUUGUCCUGGACAGCACAAGGUCUCUAGAAAAAGCUGGGCUGCCAAUGAGCUCUCCAGUUCAUGUGUCCUGCAGUCCUCUGAAAGGACUGCUGUGAGGGCCAAGCAGGGAACCAUCACUGUGUCUGCCUGGGAGGACUCCUGAAAACCAGCACCUGAAGCUGCAUCACAGGCUCCCUGAGGCAGACACCACCAAAGACUGGCGACAUGCACAGGAUGUCUGAAACAACGAGCACCAAUGUGGAGAAUAAACAUCUUUUGAAUGGGAGAAGAGCCAUCCCACCAAACUACUCCAAUGAUGAAGAAAAUGAGGUUCCUGAGAUGGAAGCUUUUGGAUUGAUACCUAGAGGAUUUAAUCCUAGAGAUUACCUGAGUGUUGUGGAUAUUUAUAUGUUCAAGGAGCCUCACGAGAUCAACAAGCAGGAGCACCACACUGACAAGUACUACAACCCCAAGCUGAUAGUGCGUCGAGGACAGGCUUUCCAAAUCCAGAUUGAGUUCAACCGACCCUACAAGCCAGAGUCAGACCAAUUCUGGCUGGAGUUUUUGAUGGGUCGCUACCCACAGCAAAACAAAGGCACCUACAUCCCAAUCCUAGUAGGCAAUGUGCUAAAACCUGGCCAGUGGGGAGCCAAGAUUAUCCACAGGGAAAACAACUCCAUUCGGCUGUCCAUCAUGUCCUCUACCACCUGCAUCAUUGGGAAGUUUCGCUUGUAUGUUGCUGUCUUGACUCCCUUUGGCAUCUUUCGGACACGCAGGAAUUCAGCGACUGACACUUACAUCUUGUUCAAUCCCUGGUGCCAGCUGGAUGCUGUGUACCUUGAUGACGAGAAAGAAAGGGAAGAAUAUGUCCUGAAUGAUGUUGGCAUUGUAUUCCAUGGAAACGUCGAAGAUGUAAAAUCAAGAAGCUGGAGUUACGGGCAGUUUGAAGAAAAUGUUCUGGAUGCUUGCCUGUUCCUGAUGGACAAGGCAGAACUGGAGCUCUCUGGUCGUGGAAACCCAAUCAAAAUCUGCCGUGUUGCCUCAGCAGUGAUUAACUCCAGGGAUGACAACGGUGUGAUUGCUGGAUCCUGGAACAAUACGUACGAUUAUGGUGUGGCACCUUCAGCCUGGACGGGAAGUGUGGACAUUCUCUUGGAGUACUACAGUUCUAAGCAACCUGUCCGAUAUGGCCAGUGCUGGGUUUUUGCUGGUGUCUUCAACACAUUUCUGAGAUGCUUGGGAAUACCUGCAAGACUCAUUACCAACUACUCUUCUGCCCAUGAUAACAAUGCAAAUUUACGGAUGGACUUCUUUCUGGAUGACGAAGGAAAAGUGGACACCAGACUUACAAAAGAUUCUAUCUGGAAUUACCAUUGCUGGAACGAAGCUUGGAUGACCAGACCUGACCUUCCUGUUGGUUUCGGAGGAUGGCAGGUUGUGGAUGGGACACCUCAAGAAACCAGUGAUGGUAUGUACAGGUGUGGUCCAGCCUCAGUUCAAGCCAUUAAACAUGGUCACGUUUGUUUCCAGUUUGAUGCUCCUUUUGUCUAUGCUGAGGUGAAUAGUGAUAUUUUUUACACAAGGAUGGAGAAAAAUGGAACCCAAGUGGUAGAAAACAUUGACACAACCCGUAUUGGGCAGUUGAUUGUAACCAAGGAAGUUGGAGGCGAUGGAAUGGUGGACAUUACUGAGGAGUACAAGUUCCGAGAAGGUUCAGAUGAGGAGAGGCUGGCUCUUGAGACUGCUGUGAUGUAUGGUGUUAAAAAGCAAAGUAUCCAAGAUACCACAUACCAGCCACAGACAGAUGUUGACAUGGACUUCCAAGCGCAAAAGGCAGUCCUUGGCAAUGACUUUAAAGUCACUAUAACUUUCAGGAACAAGAGUCGCAACUCCUACACUGCAACUACCUACUUUUCGGGCAACAUAGUGUUUUAUACAGGAGUCACAAAAAGUGAAUUCAAGAAACACUCUUUCAGUGCAAAACUGGAACCCUCUUCAUCCAGCUCUUUCGACAUUGUGAUCAAAUCGAGUGAGUACAUGAGUGACCUGCUGGAGCAAGCCUCCUUUCAUUUCUUUGUGACUGCACGGAUCAAUGAAACAGGGAAGAUUCUGGCUGUGCAGAAGGCGAUUAUGCUGGAAAUUCCCACCCUGCGGAUCAAGACCAAAGGUGAACUGGUAGCUGGUAAAGAAACGUCUGUGAUUGUGGAAUUCACCAAUCCUCUGAAACAAACCCUGGAGAACGUCAUACUCCGCCUCGAGGGACCUGGUCUGCUGAGAACAAUAAAAAAGCAGUUCGGGAGAAUCCCAAUGAAUUCUACAUUGACCUGGGAAGUAAAAUUUACCCCAAUGCGACCAGGUUUAAGGAAGCUGAUUGCAAGCCUGAAUUCUGAUGCUUUGAGGCAUGUGUAUGGUGAGCUGAAUGUCCAGAUUCAGAAACCAUGAACCAAGGUGCUGCCUUCUUCUCUCAUUUAGCUAUAUUUAAAAAUAUCAUGGUAAGGGGUGGCUGAUGGAGAGGUAUAAAUCUGCUUAUUGUUAUUUUGGUCAUCCUUCUGCUGAAAAAAAUUGAUAAAGCAAACUAAUUGGUAUGACUGCAGAGGGCAUAAAAAAAAGCACCUGGAUGCUGAAUGAUUUAAAAUUAGCUAUAUGUAAUUAAAGGCAAUUCUAGGUCAUAUUAUUCCUGUAGCUCACUUGUAUUUAUGGUCUUUUGCAUUAGUGCUGCAAGGGAAUUUGGGAAGCUCCAUUUGCCAGAGUAAUCUGAACUUAAGUUUUAAUUAAGGCCUGGUAUUUCACUGAAAAAAGAAGGGAAAAAAAUAAAGAACCCAGUGUUAUAAAUUCUUAGACUGAAUUACACAAUGUUAUGGUAGGUCAUUCAGGCUGCAAUAGAAACAGGUAUUUCUAGCUAAAAGGAUCUGCUUUAUGCUACAAAUUAAUAAUGUUCUGGUGCGUGCAGAGCUCACUUUGCUAGAAGCAUCUCUCAGGUUGUUUUAUCUCCAGAAUAUUCUCAGCUCCUUGUUUUGUCUUGCAGCUUCCCUGUGCUUUUUCUCCUACUCUGUCAUGUGUGCAGGCAAGCAUACAGACUCACUUCUUACCCUCAUCAGACCCCAUAUGCAGUUGUAUGCUGUUCCUCUACUUUGCUGGCAAAAAUCCAGAGUUUCUCUGCCUCUGCUCAGACUUUAUCCCACAAAACCUGCACUUGCUGGUCAUAUCUCUUGUGUAAGAUGUGUUCUCUCUUCACCCUUCUCUGUCUUUUUUUCUCUCCUGAACCCACCCUGUAGAUCCAUCUCCCACAUGAGUGUGUCAGGAGAUGCCUUCCUUCCCUUCUGCUCCUCUUGUUGCUGCACAUUGCCUGCAGUACCUCCUGCAAGACCUGUAACCAGAUGUUAAAGUGUUGGGAGAGGAGAAAUGCAGCUGCUCUUUUUACUGAAGUGUGGGAAACAAAGCAAAAAUUCAUACCACCUCAUAUAGUAUAGAAGUACCCCAGGAUCCAGGAAAACCAGAUUUUUGGGGGCUUUCAUUUCAGGAAUGGACACAUCCUUAUUUUAUACAGCUUAUGUGACCACAUCAGAAACUUGGCCAUGUCAAAGUCCUGUGGGGUAAAGAGACUGAACAAUGUGUUAUCAGGGCAAGGUGACACUCUCUGUUGGGUAAUUAAGCAGUCUUAACAAGCUCUACAUCUUCUAAUAAAAUUAUCUAUUUUGUGCUCUUGCAUAUAAACCUGCUUUCUAUUCCAGGCAUUUUAUAAAUACACUGUAAUAAGAAUGCAAAAUAAAGUGUGUCUGAUUACA